This is a messenger RNA of Cylicocyclus nassatus, 2629 nucleotides long. NCBI's taxonomy places the organism in Eukaryota, Metazoa, Nematoda, Chromadorea, Rhabditida, Strongylidae. The record is from the annotation of a GenBank genome assembly.
AUGACGUGGACUAACUCUGAAGAGUUGCACCACGGUCACAUCCCGCAUAUACUAUAUAUUUCUAAAAUAAGUUGUAGUUUCCAAAAUCCACUUUUUCAAAAGACCAAAUUGCCAGGAGACGAACAACUAUGGCACCGUAAUCGCAGACCGCGGCGAGACCCGAGGCGCGAACCUUUGAAGAUUGCCACCUUUAAUUCUUUAUCAAUCUGUGACUUUUUACCUAAGAGGAAGUACAAGUGUACGUUGUCGCUUUCUGAAAAAUCGGAGCGUUGUCCCGAGUGCGGCCUAGCUAAAGUAGGAAGAGAUCUGUACCGACAUCUGUGGGAUGUGCAUUCGUACGAUCGGGCUAUGCUCCAGGAAGUAAAAACAGCAAGGCGAGAGCAGAAAAUGGCUGAAACAGGAGCGACUGUAUAUGGUUGUCCUUAUUGCCCUCACAAAUAUGCUUCGCGCAAUGCACUGACUUUUCACAAAAAGACAAAGCACAAAGCAAGAAUGGAGCUAGAGGAGGACGUUAGGCGUGUCCUAAAUCCGAAUCACAAGUCUGCCAUGCCAUCAGUUGAGAGGAAGGAUUGGCAGAAAUGUCCUAUGUGCACCUGUUCGUUUGGAUUUGACACAUUAUUACGGCAUUUGAGAAGAAGACAUGGCACUGCUGGUAGAAUAACUUCUGAUCGCAUGUACCUGGAGCGUUUGGACCAGUUGAGAAGCCAAGAACUCUCCUUCAAACUAGGACCGAGUCAUGGCGAGCGCAUUGAAUGUCCGGAGUGCAGUUCGAUGUUCAAAGAGGAUCACUUGGGAGAACAUGUUGUAUUUGCUCACAACUAUACCGAUGAGGAACGGGAUGUCCUGUUGAAACGCUUGGGAUCUAGUUCAGCUAUGGAAUCUGCAGCUCAUCUUCCGACGCUUUUCAAAUGCAAACACUGUGCCUCAUCGUUUUGGACGAAACGUGCUUUGAGUUCUCAUUUGCAAGAAAGGCAUGCGAGUGAUGAGCCUUCGACAUCUACCGCAGCUACUGUCGGAUUCGUGUGUGCAAGCGAUGGAUGUGAAAACAUGUUGGAAAGUUGCGAGGAAUACCUGUAUCACUGUGCUCAACAACACAAAGCGGAAACGAAACAAGAUUUCAAAGUAUUCGAUUUAUCUUUCGAUACCGUCGAUGAAUUUUUAGAAUGGAAGUCCGAUAUCGAAGAGCGGACUUGCACCUCCUUUCGGAUGCUACCCAUCAAAAGUGAACAAGCUGCAGAGUAUGCAUGCCAUCGCUGCAGUUCUUGCCCGGAGAAUAUAUCACUCAGCACUGCCAAGCGUUGUACUGCAUUCAUAAAGUGCCGCAUGCGGAAUGACGGUACCGUGGAAGCAAUUGGAUGUACAGACCACAUGGGGCAUGAUAGAGACGCAAAAAGUCUACUGCUUACCAUCGGGCAGAAGGAAAAGCUGCUAUUGCUCAUUGCAAAAGGCAUGGAACAUGCAGAUAUAGUUAAGGAAAUGAGGAAGAGCUACGACGAAAAAUCGAGACUUCACUAUUUGACGCUCGAAGAUUUAGCAGAACUUGAUGAUGCCGAAUCGCCGACAACAUCGCAAGACGAUCACCCUUGUCAGGAAUGCGACGAAGUGCCGAUGGAUCAACAGACAUUGGAAUCGCAUAAUAUAAAUGUUGAAGUGACAGAAGAGGAACAUUCAAAUGAAGAUGACGAAGCGAAAGAAGCCAAAGACAUAUACUAUAAGUGCAAAUCUUGUCAGUUCUCGUGUUUCACACGAACAGUGCUGGAAACUCAUGUGCAGACAUACCACCCGCACAGCAAGCUGCCUGAAUUGCAACAGCCAAUGUUUGCUUCUGUCACUUGUCCGAAGUGUGCGAGGUCGUUCAGAACACGCUAUUUACUGUCAGUGCAUUGUGUUGGGGUGCAUACUACAGCCAUGACGGACUUCUCACUUGUACAGACCUCUUUCAACAGCUGGAAUCAGUUUGAACCCUGGCGAGCCUCGAUGGAAAGGGACACCAAGACUGUAUUGAUCAAAAGUGGAAUGCAACCUUGGAAUGAGAAGCUUUUUCAUUUUUAUCGCUGCAAGUUUGACCAAACAGUGGCAAGUAUGUCCCAGGAAAACAAAGAAAAUAAGAAGAAAAUCGAUUGCCCGGCUUUUAUUGAUGUCAUAGAGCACGAGGGUGGUGUCCUAGACUGUGUUGCAUAUUUUGGACAUCUUGGACAUGAAGUUGAAGGCAUGCCGCCUGAGGAAGGCGCUGAGGAUGUGAACGCGACUGUUGAAACGAAGAUCAAGGACGAAUCUGCGCCUUGCUACAUCUGCGGAAGCAUUGUGCCUCCAGAAGUGGACUCCGUCUUUUGUAAAAAAGUGAAAUGGUGCCGUUGCAGCAAUGAAGAGUGCCAGUCCUUGGCGCACGAAUGGUGUAGGCGAGUAAUGGGUUCAGACUGCAUAAAGUGCAAGAACGGCACGCUAGUUGAUCCUUUGUAAGACUAAUUAUAGGCUAUUGAGACUCUUUUGAUUCUGGGGUACAUCUCGUUGAACUGUUUUCUGAGACAAGCAUCUCUUUCGUUUACAUUUCGCUUAUAUCAUUAUCGUCCAAUAUGAACGCAAUCAUUUGGCUCCACUGUUGUAAGCUGCAUUUGCUACUUUUGCAUGA